GUUCUUCUUCUCGAUUCUUCCUCCCGACAAGCCCCCCCCCAAGCCACCGACUUUCUUUCCCCCUUGAAAAGCCGGUGAGAUCUUGAUGAAAUUCCUUCCUUUUCUUGUUAAAUCACAAGAUUUAGGACCUAGAAUCUUCCCUCUCAACCCAGAAAAAAUCCCGGUUCUGCUCUGCUCUUCACCCCUACAGCCGGCAAGAGCCCCAGCUACCGCCACCCAUUUCCAGCCGGGAACACCGGCCAAGCUUGGGGAUUUCUCCCUAUUUUCUUGUUCUAGACACCUAUUAAACCCAGAAUUUUCCAGAUCUGGUCUGCUCUUCUUCCCCCGUCCGCGAGCUGCUCUUGUCGGUGGAGAACUUCUCGGUCUUUCUGAUUUCCGUGAGUUUCCCUGCAAAUCCCGCCGGCCUCCUUCCCAAACUGCAGCUCCGGUUUCCUUGCUUGUAAAUUAUGGUUUUGAUCGUUUUGUCACCGUAGCACUUGGGUUAGCCUUCUGUUCUGUGCGAGUGAGGUAAGUAAAUUAUGGUAAAGCCCUUUGAUUUUAAAGCAUAUUUCAAACUGUUUUUGAGAUGGUGGCAAGGUUUAAAUUGAUUUUAAAUUGAUUUUCAUCAGCACCUGAGUGUGAUUAAAUUGAAAUGAAAAUUUGGAUGCUUUUCAUGAGAAUUUCCUUGUUUUUCUGAAAUUGAGCAUGAUUGAAAUGAAAAUGAGGAUUUUAUUGAUUUUCUGGAAAUGAGCAUGAUUGAGAAAUGAAAAUGAGAAUUUCAUUGUUUUUCUGGAAUAUAGCAUGCCUAUUUGGGAAUUGACUGAACUGCUUUGAUGAAUUGAGAAUUUUGUAAAUGUUGAGUUUUCUGUUAAAUUCAUGCCUGCAUGGAAAUUUUUCGGUUUGUUCUGAAAUUCGAGAUUGAUUGUGAAAUUCGGGUUUUUUUUGUAAAUUCUGCAUGGUUUUGUCUCGGAUAUAGUUAUGAUUAUUGAUGAUCCUGCUAGUGGAGGUUAAACGCUAGCACAUGUCGGCACACGUCGAUAUGUUAUUGAUGAUCCUACUAGUGGGGGUUAAAAAUGGGGGUUAAACGCUAGCACAUGUCGGCACUUGUCGAUAUGUUAUUGAUGAUCCUGUUUCUGUCGCCUGCCAGUGGGUUGUUAUAACACUGACCAUGACUUAUAGAUGAGACUACUGAACUGAAAUCUGAUUUUGCAUUAACAGUUUUGUCAUGAAACGUUUUGUUAUUGAAUUGAAUCUGAUUCUGUAUUAACGGUUUUGUCAUCGAACGUUUUGCUAUUGAACCGAAUUUGAUUUCCGCAUUAACGGUUUAUCAAUGAAAGUUCUGCUAUGCUUACAUGGUUUAUCUUGCAUGCUUAAAAGU
This is a messenger RNA of Rubroshorea leprosula, 1357 nucleotides long. NCBI's taxonomy places the organism in Eukaryota, Viridiplantae, Streptophyta, Magnoliopsida, Malvales, Dipterocarpaceae. The record is from the annotation of a GenBank genome assembly.